AUGGAUGUAAAAAGUGCUUUCUUAAAUGGUAAAUUGGAAGAAGAGAUCUUUAUGGAUCAACCGGAAGGCCAUGUUGUUGAAGGUAAGGAGUGCAAGGCUCCCAAGCAGUGGCAUGAAAAGUUUGACAAAGUGCUACUUUCUAAUGGGUUUCUGAUCAAUGAUGCAGAUAAGUGUUUAUAUUGUAAAUCUACUGAACAUUACAUUGAGAAGAUUUUGAGGAAAUUUGGAUACUAUGAUUGUAAGCCUCUUUCUACACCUUAUGAUGCAAAUACCCAAUUGAAGAAAAACAAAGGUGAAAGUGUAUCGCAGUCUGAAUAUGCUCAAAUCAUUGGUAGUUUGAUGUGCUUGAUGAACUGUACCCGACCUGAUAUUGCUUACGUAGUUGGGAGGUUGAGCCGAUACACUCAAAGUCCAAAUAAGGAACAUUGGACUGCCAUAUCAAGAGUAUUGAAAUAUUUGAGAGGCACAAUGAACUUUGGAUUGAAAUAUAGUGGAUUUCUCGCCGUACUUGAAGGAUAUAGUGAUGCUAAUUGGAUAUCUGAUUCAGAUGAGAUGAAAUCCACAAGUGGGUAUGUGUUUACAAUUGGUGGAGGUGUAGUGUCUUGUAAAUCUUCUAAACAAAUGUGCAUAGCUCGAUCUACUAUGGAAUCAGAGUUCAUCGCCUUAGAAAAUGCAGGUACAGAGGCUGAGUGGCUUAGAAACCUCUUAGUAGAUAUCCCUUUAUGGAAGAGACCAGCUCCAUUUUGUGUCUAUGCAUUGCAUAUACACCUAAAACAUAACAUUGUGAGGCAGCUGCUUGAGACAGGGGUGAUAUCCAUAGAAUUUGUUAGGUCAGACAUGAACUUGGCUGAUUCUCUAACAAAAUCACUAUGGCAAAAGCUAGUGAGUAAUACAUCGAGGGGGAUGGGACUUAUGUCUAUAUCAACAGUCAACAGUGAUGGUAACCUAACCUAUGUGAAGGGAGAUCCCAACAAGUUACUGGGGAAAGCUUUUGCUUAUAUAAUCACUUCGAUUUGCUGA
This is a messenger RNA of Prunus armeniaca (apricot), 1020 nucleotides long. NCBI's taxonomy places the organism in Eukaryota, Viridiplantae, Streptophyta, Magnoliopsida, Rosales, Rosaceae. The record is from the annotation of a GenBank genome assembly.